AUUUGUCACUGAAUGAUAAAGCUGUGGUCGACAGUAACUUCCGUAGCCUAUAGUCUUGAAAAGUGCAUCAGAUCAGGAUCAUCUGCUCUUAAAACGAUCCAGUGGCUCCUCCUCUUUCGGUGAUGAAACCAUAUCAAGGAACCUCCUUAAUUAGUGAACUUUUUUUCGUGUUCCGUCUCUUCUCCUCUCCGAGAGCUCUUGAUCGCAUAUGAUGUCCUGACAGCGCCUGACCUUUCAUCUCCAGCACGCUCUCGCUGCGGUUUGACGAAGAGACAUGGAUCAGAAAGAAUCAACGGCGCUGCAAAAGCUGAGCUCCUUCAGUAUCAAGAGUCUGCUGCUUCCGUCUAAAAGCGACAAACACGGCACAACGCGUGCCGAGAACAACAAGCUGCUGUCGGGCACCGAUCCGAGACGACCUGCGGAGGCCCCCGGGAUGCAGCUGGACGCGGAGAAAGACAAAGAUGCUGCAGAAGAACCCGGCAAAAACAAGCUCGACAAGCCGCCCUUCAGCUACAACGCGCUGAUUAUGAUGGCAAUCAGACAGAGCCCCGAGAAGAGACUGACGCUUAACGGAAUCUACGAGUUCAUCAUAAAGAACUUCCCGUUCUACCGGGAGCACAAGCAGGGCUGGCAGAACUCCAUCCGCCACAAUCUGAGUCUCAAUAAAUGCUUCGUUAAAGUGCCGAGACAUUACGAUGACCCGGGCAAAGGCAACUACUGGAUGCUGGACCCCUCGAGCGACGACGUGUUCAUCGGCGGAACGACGGGCAAACUCCGGAGACGCUCGGCCACCUCCAGAGGAAAGCUGGCUAUCAGACGAGGACUUCGGUUUCCCCCGCUGGGGCUGGGAAUAAACGAGACGGCGAACAAUCCUCUGUACUGGCAGAUCUCGCCUUUCUUAUCGUUACACCAUCAGCAUUACAACGGAACGCCGCACGGGUUUCUGAAUCAAGCGCACGGUUACGGUUCUUUGGUCCCCGGCGGCCGGGAGCUGGAGCGGGCCGUUCUGGGGAGCUCCAGCGGUGCUCUCGGUCUGACGAACACUUACGGUAUGAGCUCGUCUCCCGUUGGGUUGUUAUCCGUCCCGUCAGGCUACCUGCACCCUCCGGCCCUGCAGCCGUCACUCACCGACUCCCUCAGGACCAUGUCCUCCUUCUCACCCGCUGUUCUGUCCCAGCAGGACACAGUCUCUCCAGAUGCGUUUUAAACUGGCGGGGAAAGUGAUUUCGUUGCGAUGAAAUCAUGCAAUCAUGGACUAAAUGCUUCCAUGCAAUUUUACGAACAUAAUUGAGCUGGUUUUCAUUUUUAUGCGCUUCGAAAGCGCAAGAACCUUUUGGUGAAAAAUUGCCAGUUAAUAAUGCGCCAGAAUAUUUAUAUACUGUUCGAAGUCGAGUUAAUUUAUAUUUUAUUUCUUAAAUGUAUUUGAUGUCAUGUACCCAUCCGUGAUCCAUUAAUCAGCAGUCCUGCUGAAAUGAUUAUGUUCAUGGUCUUAACCGGAGUCUAGAUGACAGAAAGACACAGAGUCAGAGACGCUCAUCAAGGCUUUUAUUUAUUUCCAUUUUCUCAGGUCCCACUCACACCCACACAGAGAUGAGAUAUGGCUCGUAUGAUAAUAAUGUGGAGCUCACAGAGGCAUGCAUGUCAAACAUAUGACUAUCACUGCUACUACAAACACAACGCCUUGGCGUCCCACAGUUUACAUGCACGCUGCUUUGUCUUUAUUUUGUUUGUCUUUUCAAAUAAAUAAAACAUUAAGGAAAAUCUCGGUCCAUAUGUGAGACUGGACGCACACUUGUUAAAAUAUUACAUAUUGGCCUAAUUUUACAAAAUGUAGCUACCGACAUUAGCUGCAGUCAAAUUAUUGUUAUAUAAAAACAGCCUAUAAAAACAAUUUACGAAUUAAUGUCUAAUUAAAAUAAUAUGCACAGGCAUAUAUCAUACGGGGUAAUGCGUAAACGAAUUAAUUAUAAGUUAGAACAUGAUCCAAAAAUCUACAGUGUAUUAGCAAUGUAUGCAAGCUACUAAAGCACUUCUUGGUGUUCCGCACGUCACACAGGACAGAGGUCCGAGGCUCACAGGCCGCAGAUAUAAAGUGGGCUGCUACUAACAUAGCCUUAUAAUCACUUACUUUUUGUGGAGAUGGAAUCCAGGUUCAGCCGACAUUAUUACUACAUUCAGUUAUUGAGAUUCAUUUUUUAGCACUGAAGGGAAAUGCGUUUUGGUAUUUACAGAAAUGAAUAAUUGCAAUUUGAAAUAAAUUUUAAAUGGCAUUGUAUAAUAAUA
Messenger RNA from Cyprinus carpio (common carp), 2283 nucleotides. RefSeq names its product forkhead box protein G1-like. Gene Ontology annotation, biological process: regulation of transcription by RNA polymerase II. NCBI's taxonomy places the organism in Eukaryota, Metazoa, Chordata, Actinopteri, Cypriniformes, Cyprinidae. Gene Ontology annotation, cellular component: nucleus. The record is from RefSeq and is a predicted model, not a curated record. Gene Ontology annotation, molecular function: sequence-specific double-stranded DNA binding; DNA-binding transcription factor activity.